This is a messenger RNA of Pezoporus flaviventris, 7970 nucleotides long. It is a transcript of the gene CABIN1, whose product is annotated as calcineurin binding protein 1. The record is from RefSeq and is a predicted model, not a curated record. Gene Ontology annotation, cellular component: nucleus. The transcript is spliced from 34 exons. Gene Ontology annotation, biological process: chromatin organization. The coding region runs from base 199 to 5973 and encodes 1924 amino acids. Gene Ontology annotation, molecular function: protein binding; nucleosome binding. Lineage: Eukaryota; Metazoa; Chordata; Aves; Psittaciformes; Psittacidae.
CGGCGGGGGUUGCCGUGGAGACCGCCGGUGGGGCCGUGUCUCCGGGGAGCCGCCGCUCGCCUGAGGGAGCCGCGCCGGGAGCCUCGCGGCGGCCGCUCCCCGCCCUGCGCCGCCAUCCCGGGGCGGCCCUGCGAGACCUGUUUGUGUUAGGCCUUUCAUCCUAAUCCUGGAGAAAAGACAGUGAGAACAGCUGAGAACAUGAUCCGAAUUGCAGCAUUGAAUGCGAGCUCCGCAAUUGAGGAUGACUACGAAGGUACCUUUAAGAGUCAUAAGACACAGACAAAAGAAGCCCAGGAAGCAGAGGCUUUUGCUUUGUACCACAAAGCUUUGGACCUUCAGAAACAUGACCGAUUUGAAGAGUCUGCAAAAGCUUAUCAUGAGCUGCUUGAGAUUCGUCUUCUGAGAGAGGCAGUUCUUUCUGGUGAUGAGAAAGAAGGACUGAAACAUCCAGGCUUGAUGUUAAAAUAUUCCACCUAUAAAAACCUAGCACAGUUGGCAGCACAACGCGAUGACUUAGAGACAGCCAUGGAGUUUUACUUGGAGGCUGUGAUGCUAGACUCUACUGAUGUCAACCUAUGGUAUAAAAUUGGCUGUGUGGCAAUCAAACUAAUCCGACUGCCUUUGGCUCGUCAUGCUUUUGAAGAAGGUCUCAGGUGUAAUCCUGAUCACUGGCCUUGUUUGGAUAAUCUUAUCACGAUCUUGUACACACUCAGUGACUACACAACAUGUUUGUACUUUAUCUGCAAAGCUCUGGAGAAAGACUGUCUAUAUAGUAAAGGAUUGGUUCUGAAGGAGAAGAUCUUUGAGGAGCAACCUUGCCUUCGGAAAGAUUCCUUAAGGAUGUUCCUCAAAUGUGACAUGUCUAUCCAUAAUGUCAAUUUGAGUGCAGCCGAAACGGGAAGAAUCAUAGAUGAAGCACUGGAAUUACGAAAGAAAAGACAAGCUUUGCUAGUACGUGACAGAGAACCAGACCUCAGACUGGUCCAGCCAAUUCCCUUUUUCACGUGGAAGUGUUUAGGAGAAGCUUUACUUGCCAUGUAUCACCACCUCACAACGUGUGACCCUCCUCGACCCAGUCUGGGAAAGAGAAUUGACCUCUCAGAAUACCGAGAUCCAGUUCAACAUGUGAUGCUUUCUCCUACCUCUACUCCUGUCAGUGUUAUUCAGCCAACUCCUGUCAGCACUAAUCCAGUAGUGACAAUACCAGAUCCUGUAUUACCUUAUACACCAACGACACCCAACUUUCCAAGUCACAGUCAGAGUUUAUUAGAACCAGGAACUACUGUAGGUGAGCAAGGUGACAUCUCUGCAGGUGAUAAAUCUAAGAAAGGUGUGAAGCGAAGGAGAAUUACAGAAGAUAGUGGUGAAACAGCAAAGAGGAGAUCUGCUAGAGUCCGGAACACCAAGUGUAAAAAAGAGGAGAAGGUUGACUUUCAAGAGCUGCUGGUGAAAUUCCUUCCUUCCAGAUUAAGGAAGUUAGAUCCAGAGGAGGAGGAAGAUGCUUUCAAUAACUAUGAGGUGCAGUCAGAGAUCAAAGAAGAGAAUUUCCAGCAUGUUGGACCACACAGAAUGUCAUUUGAUUCUACAACAUUUAUGGAAUCUGAAAAACAGGAUGUUCAUGAAUUUCUGCUGGAUAAUCUGAAUAAUGGUGGGAUCUUGGAGCUAAUGAUGAGAUAUCUGAAAGUCAUUAGCCAGAAGUUUCUAGUAAAAUGGCCUCCUGGCUUAUGUGAGGUGGUCCUUAGUAUCUAUAAUAGCUGGAGAAAGCAUAGUAGUAGUCUUCCUAAUCCCUUACUGAGGGACUCAAGUAAUCAGCAUAUCAAGGAUAUGAUGUUGAUGAGCCUUUCUUGCAUGGAACUGCAAUUAGAUCAGUGGCUGCUAACAAAGGGGAAGAGCUCUACAGUUUCUCCACGAAAUUGCCCUGCUGCCUCUGUGAAUGGAAAGUUUGGCCCUGACUUCCCAGGAAUUCAUUUCUUGGGAGACCUGUUGCAGCUGUCAUUUGCAUCCUCACAGAAGGAUUUAUUUGAGGAAGGCUGGAUGGAGUUUGUCACUCGGGUGUACUGGCUGAAAGCUCGCUUUCUAGCACUGCAGGGAGACAUGGAACAGGCACUUGAAAACUACGAUAUCUGCACUGAAAUGCUACAGAGCUCCACUACAAUGCAAGCUAAAGCUGGCAAUGAAUGCAGCAUCAUAAUACGGUUACCUAAUCUACAUGUUGAUUCUGUUGUUUCUUUAGAAGAGAUUGAAAAGAACCUAAAAUCUCUGGAGAGAUGCCAGUCUUUGGAAGAGAUCCAGCGACUGUAUGAGGCAGGGGAUUAUAAUGCAGUGGUGCAUCUGCUUCGUCCAACAUUAUGCUUUAAUGGUUAUGGCAGAGCAAAACAUCUGGAAUUUGUAACAUCCAUACCAGAGAGACCAGCACAGCUGCUUCUCCUACAGGAGUCCCUGCUCAAACUGAAAGAUUACAAGCAAUGCUUUGAAUGCUCAGAAGUUGCCUUGAAUGAAGCAAUUCAGCAGAUGAUUAAUAUGACAGCAGCCUCUGUUAAAGAAGAGUGGGUUGCUACGGUAACACAGCUGCUCACAGGAAUAGAUACUUCAUUAUCAUCAGUCAACAGCAUCCUGAAAGACUCUUCUGUAACACCAAGCCUCGUUCGAUUAACAAACAACCUGAUUCAGAUCAUAGACUGCAGCAUGGCGGUCCAGGAAGAACCAAAAGAGCCAUAUGUCUCCUCAGUGCUUCCAUGGAUAAUCCUGCACAGAAUCAUCCAGCAUGAGGAAGAUGCUUUUCAAUCCCUUUGCUGCCAGCAGCAGCAGAACCAGGGAGAAGAAGUGAGUCCUGAUACCCCUAUGUUGCCUUCUUCUCUGAUGCUGCUGAACACUGCUCAUGAGUAUUUGGGAAGAAGAUCCUGGUGUUGCAAUUCAGAUGGUGCUCUUCUCAAGUUCUAUGUUCAGGUACUACAAAAAGAACUUGCAGCAUCCACUUCUGAAGAUACUCAUCCAUACAAAGAAGAGCUGGAAACAGCUUUGGAACAGUGUUUUUAUUGUUUAUAUGGUUUCCCUAGCAAAAAAAGCAAAGCAAGGUACCUAGAAGAACAUUCAGUACAGCAGGUUGAUCUAACAUGGGAAGAUGCUUUGUUCAUGUUUGAAUAUUUUAAGCCUAAAACUCUUCCAGAAUUUGAUAGCUAUAAAACCAGUACUGUGUCAGCUGAUUUAGCCAACCUUUUGAAGAAGACUGCUACGAUUGUUCCUCGAACAGACAAGCCUAUGCUGAGCCUAGAUACUGUAUCUGCCUAUAUUGAAGGAGCUUGCAGCAAGGUACCGUCUCUCCCAGAUGGUGCAGACUAUUCUCCACCAGUGGUGACUGAGUUGUACUAUCUUCUGGCAGACUAUCAUUUCAAGAAUAAAGAACAGUCUAAGGCCAUUAAAUUUUACAUGCACGACAUUUGUAUUUGUCCGAACAGGUUUGAUUCGUGGGCUGGCAUGGCUCUGGCUCGAGCAAGUCGUAUUCAGGACAAGUUGAACUCUAACGAGUUGAAAAGCGACGGCCCAAUCUGGAAGCACUCUACUCCUGUCUUGAAUUGCUUCAAGCGAGCCCUGGAGAUUGACAGCUCUAAUCUCUCCUUGUGGAUAGAAUAUGGCACCAUUUCUUAUGCCCUACAUUCUUUUGCAUCUCGACAGCUUAAGCAGUGGAAAUCAGAACUCCCCCCUGAAGUUGUACAGCAGAUGGAAGAGCGUCGGGACAGUAUGUUGGAGACAGCCAAGUUGUGUUUUACGUCAGCAUCUCGCUGUGAGGGAGAUGGUGAUGAAGAGGAGUGGCUUAUUCAUUACAUGCUGGGAAAGAUUGCAGAGAAGCAGAAACAGCCUCCUGUUGUCUAUCUGCUGCAUUACAAACAGGCAGGCCAUUACUUGCAUGAGGAGGCUGCCCGAUACCCAAAGAAAAUUCACUAUCAUAAUCCACCAGAACUUGCCAUGGAAGCGUUGGAGGUAUACUUUCGACUUCAUGCUUCUAUUUUGAAACUUGUGGGGAAACCAGACUCUGGAGUAGAUGCAGAGAUACUAGUUAGUUUCAUGAAGGAAGCUUCUGAGGGACCAUUUGCCCGGGGUGAGGAGAAGAACACCCCAAAAGUUGCAGAAAAGGAAAAAACUUGCAUGAUUGAUGAAGACUCUCACUCUUCAGCUGGAACGGUGCCAGGCCCUGGGACUUCCCUCCCCUCCUCCUGCGGUCCAGGUCUGACAUCCCCACCUUACACAGCCACUCCAGUUGACCACGAUUACGUCAAAUGUAAAAAACCCCGUCAGCAGGCAACGCCGGACGAGAGGAGUCAGGAUAGCACUGCAGCGGUGCUGUCUGACUCCAGUUCUACACAGGAUAUGUUUAAUGAGCCUGCCAGUUCUCAAGACAGCCUGAGGAAGACUUACACAGAGAAGAGGAUUUCUACUACCUGUGCUGAUGCUGUGAUACCCAGCAAAGAAACCCUGGGACCUACAGAGGAAAAGAUUGCAGGAAAGUCAGAAGAGCUGCUGGAGAUCUCAGAAUCUUACCACCCUGCUGAGCCUACAGGCCAAAAGAUUCUGGUGGAGUCUCAGACUGCUGCUGGCAAUCCCAUCAAAGCUACAAUCCCCACACCCUCACAGUGGGACUACAAAAAGAAAGCUGAACAUAGUGGAGAUACAUCUGAAUUUCCUCAUGGCCUUCCAGCAGACCUUGAGGAACAGCGGAAGUUCCUGACAGAGCAAUGUAUUGCCUCCUUCUGUCUGUGCCUCAGCCGCUUUCCCCAGCACUACAAGAGCCUCUACAGACUGGCUUAUCUGUACACAUACAGCAAAACACACAAGAACCUACAGUGGGCCCGCGAUGUGCUGCUGGGCAGCGGCGUCCCCUGGCAGCAGCUGAAGCACAUGCCUGCACAGGGCCUCUUCUGCGAGAGGAACAAGACAAAUUUCUUCAAUGGAAUCUGGCGCAUCCCCGUGGAUGAGAUCGACCGCCCGGGCAGUUUUGCAUCUCAUAUGAACCGCUCUAUUGUCUUACUGCUAAAUGUACUGUCACAGCUAAAGGAUUACAACACCUUGCUGAAAGUCUCAUCUAUGCUACAGAGGACCCCUGAUCAGGGAAAGAAGUACUUGCGUGAUGCCGAUCGCCAAGUUUUGGCCCAACAAGCCUUUGUGCUUACAGUGAAAGUGUUGGAGGACAUUCUCAACGAUCUGACACAGGUUUCAGAAGAUCAGAGUUCCAAGUCUUCUAACCUUGCUUCAGGAAGGAUGACAACAGACGUCUCUAAUAAAACUACUGCUGAAGAGGGGAAAGAGGUUCUUCCCAAAAAGCCAGUUUUAUCAGAUGGAGUAGCACAUAGUACUGAGAAUGGAGUAAAGGAGGUGACCCAGGGACAAAUUCCCAAUGCCAUGGACAUAUUGGAACAAGAGGACAAGAAUGACAAGGAAAUUAAAGAGCUCCCGGGCCCUGGUUCAGUCGAGCCUAUGGAUCUUGAUGGAUAUUCCAAGGACCCUGAAAAAAUUGAUUCUUCAUGUAAACGCAGUGAGCCAGAACGUCUUCAGUCUGGCAGGAACUCCAAGGAGAGAGCUUCAGAGAGCCGGACUCCAGAGCUUUCUUUGGAAGAGCUAAGUAUUAGCUCAAAACAUCAGCAGCAGACAGCUAAAGGAAUAGUUCAAGCAGUACCUACAGAAGAACCUAUGCAGAGAUCAAGCAGGAAAAGGAAAUUACUUGAGGAUGUGGAGUCUGGAAAAACACUUCUGCUUGAUGCGUAUAGAGUGUGGCAGCAAGGUCAGAAAGUUAUGGCCUAUGACCUGGGUAAAAUUGAGAAGAUCAUGUCUGAAACGUACAUGCUGAUUAAACAGGUGGAUGAAGAAGCAGCACUUGAACAGGCAGUCAAGUUUUGCCAGGUGCAUAUGGGAGCAUCAGCACAGAAACAGGUGGAUUCUGACUUCAGUCCCACAGAAUGCCACACUGAGGCACAGGAAUAAAUUAAAAACCCAAGAAUAAGUUACGUAACAGGUGCACUGCUAGCAUCUUUCAGCAGGAAACUUGUGUUGGGAAGACCAUCACUAUCACUUUCUGUGGAACACCUGAUUGUUACUUUUUCCCACACCCCCAGAGCAGUGGGCUGUUCUAGGAGCGGUAUCAGAAGGUCCCUGUAGGAUUUGUUUGUUGUGUUUUGAAAGCAACAAUAAGUAUGGUAAUGUCAUGGUUUAACCUCAGCCAGCAGCUAAGCCCCACACAGCCGCUCACUCACUUCCCCUGGUGGGAUGGGGGAGAGAAUCAGAAAGCUAAAAGUGAGAAAAUUCGUGGGUUGAGAUAAAGACAGUUUAAUAGGUAAAGCGAAAGCCGCGUGUGCGAGCAAAGCAAACCAAGGAAUUGGUUCACCACUUCCCAUGGACAGGCAGGUGUUCAGACAUCUCCAGGAAAGCAGGGCUCUGUCACGUGUAACAGUGACUUCGAAAGAAGAAUGGCAUCACACCCAAUGUCCCCCCCUCCUUACUGCUUCAUCCCCCAGCUUCCAUUGGAAGGGUUUGUCCAUAGCCUCCGAGAAGCUGAAUGAACUCUUGGAGGAGUAUACAGAAAUAGUCAAUGUUUUAACAAAUAAGGAGUCUGAUCUUGUCACCUGCGUAAGUCAGAUAUAGUCACAAUUCAAACAUGCAUGCAAGUUAUUUAAAUUUUAGCUUUAUACAGACUUCAUAAUGAAGAACAUUUUUGCUAAGUUUUUUAAAGAAGAGCAAAUAGGUUAGCAGGUAUUUAUGGAACUAAUGGACUGUUCUAGUCAUCUUCUGUGACAUGUCAUUUGGUUAUGAAUAAGCCUUGUAUGUUAGUUCCAUCCACUUUGGUAGUAUGGUAGUCAAGAGAGAUGUAGCACUGCAUCAUCUUCAGUAACUCGUAAAGCAUGCAGAAGGAAGUCCAAUCCUGACUAGAUGAACCUGUAAUCACAAUGAAAGAUAAGGCAAAUAAGAGUUUUCAUCUUAUUUCAGUUAUAUGCACUUGUUCUCUAAGUAGCAUCCUCAUCAGUGUAAGAAAAGAUUCCUUUCCUUUUAGUGACUAAAGCCACUUUGUAAUAAAGCCACCAUCUUUUAAACAUAGUGGUGGUAACAGACACUUAACACAGUGCAGUGAAUUAAAGAGGGGGAAGGAGAAUUGCUAUACUUUUGACUUAGUACCACAACAAAAUAGAAACUUUAAAAAAAAAAACCCUCUCCUAAUGAGAAACCACAUAAAACGCUGGUAAAGGAUUAUUGUCACUGCUGCUCAGUUCCCUACUGUAUCUUUGAGGGAAAUAAUCUUUAUUAUGCCUUGCUGCUGGUACAGCAGUAGAAAUAGAUGAACAUAAAGUGCUUCUGGCAAAGCCAAGACUUCCUGUAAUGAGUUUUUCUGGGAUUAUUUCUCAUAUGCAGUGUUAUAAAGCCUUGUCUUUUCCUGGAGGCAGGAUGAUGAAAUGUGGCCCCGUAAGUCUUGAGUUGUGUAGUUAGUGACUUUGCCCUGAACUGGAAUUCUUGCCCCUACACUAAAACCAAAAUCUCUGAAAGAAAACAACAUGUGCCUUACUGUGGUGCUCAUCUUAAUUUUCUCCUUACAGCUUUUGGGUGCUCUUCAGUUUCUGGGGCCAGUAAAACAUACAAAGAAGGUUUAAAUCUCCUUUUUUAUGGCUGUAUGAGGUACAGAAUACAUAGUAGCAAAGGGUGGGGAUUUUUUUAUGCUUUGGACUCUUAUUUUAAAAACAGGUGUUUCUCCUCUUUUUUUCUUCCACCCCCUUGUUUGAGAAGAAAAAGUCAUUGAGAGGGGUUUGGGUUGGGGUUUUUUCCGCCUUUCAAGGUCUCUGUUUCAUUGGGCUGAAAGAACCUGUCUCUUUACAGAAGUCUUAGACAACCCUUCACCUGAUCACAGGUAGAAGGUUUCCUUUAAAGCCAUAAAUAAGGAAAUCUUUGGUUGCCAUUCUUUGGUGUAAAGCUGCACUUUUUGACUAUGCAUUAGA